This is a messenger RNA of Strongylocentrotus purpuratus (purple sea urchin), 3365 nucleotides long. Its product is annotated as mesenchyme-specific cell surface glycoprotein. The record is from RefSeq and is a predicted model, not a curated record. NCBI's taxonomy places the organism in Eukaryota, Metazoa, Echinodermata, Echinoidea, Camarodonta, Strongylocentrotidae. The transcript is spliced from 13 exons. The coding region runs from base 1 to 2418 and encodes 805 amino acids.
AUGCAAUUCGGAGUACCACUUUUGGUCCUCUGUUUGGCCCUUGGCUCAACAGAGGCAACGAUUUCUCUGAAACUCGUCUCCAGACUUUAUCUACCUUUUGACAAGUUGCCAGUCGGAGGAGGGGCAGGUGGGGCAGGAGGUGCCGGUGGUGCCGGAGGAGGCGGUGGAGGGGGUGGUGGAGCUGGAGGUAGAGGAGGUGGUGGAGGAGGAAGAGGACAGACCGGCGGCAUGUAUGCCCUGAACAAUGGCGUCGCUUUCAAAUCAGCUUAUGACAUGGACAAACAAUUGGCAUACGUGGGAGGCGGACAAUUUGUUCAGAUUGUCGACUUUUCCGACGUCGUUCAACCCAAGGUAGUGAAACAGAUCGCUACGGAGGGCCCAGUUGCAGACAUUGCAGAAUGUGGCGAUUUGGUUGCGUUCACUCAGCCAGGAAAGCCUCACUUCACUGAUGUAGGAUCACUGAAGAUCUAUGAGAAAUACAACCCAGCCACCAUGAUGAUGAAAGAACUAUGCUCUGUCGAAGUUGGUUCUCAGCCUAUCGCCGUCCGCUUCGCCCAAGGUUGCAGCCUCAUCAUCGUCGCCAACGAAGGCGUGAUGGGAGAGAACAACUAUACUAAGAAAUACGUCAACCCUGAAGGCACCAUCACUACAGUUAGGCUAGCAGGUUCAGUUUCUAAUGGUCCCAGUCAGCAGAUCGUGAACACCACGUUUGGUGCUGGUGGUCCAAUGAUGACCACACCGAUGGCUGGUUUCCCUCGUGGUACAACGUGGAGCCCUAAUGCAGGAGCAGGUGGUCAAGGUGGUCAAGGCCAAUACCCAGGACAAGGCGGUCAGGGCGGUCAGGGCGGCCAAGGCGGUCAAGGCCAAUACCCAGGACAAGGCGGUCAGGGCGGACAGGGCGGACAGGGCGGCCAAGGCGGUCAAGGUGGCUACCCCGGACAAGGCGGACAGGGUGGACCAGGUUAUUACCCCGGUCAGGGCGGUCAAGGCGGACAAGGCGGACAAGGCGGAUGGGGCCAGGGAGGAGGACAAGGCGGCCAAGGUGGUGGAAAUAACCCUCAGUAUCCCAUGAUUCCGACUACACCUUUACCCGGUACAAUCUGCAAUGGAACAUCUACUAUGAGCUACGUUGUCAAUCAGAUCAACUUCCACAAAUUCAACGCACCAGCCGAGGUCCAGCGAUUGAAAGCACUCCACGUUCGUCAGCCUUACACAGGUCAGUUGGGUGACCCUGGUCCACACACAUUCUCACGAGGACUUGAACCUCGACACAUCACACUGGAUCAACAGGAACAGAUCGCUUACAUCAGCUUACAGGAAAAUAAUGCCAUCGCAGUCGUCGAUUUGAAUAACAACACCGUGAUUGAUAUUCUCCCGAUGGGUGUGAAGAACUGGAAGGGACUCAAGAUCGAUGCAAGCAGUGCGGAUAGAGGCAUUUUGUUCCAGACAUACGACCAGCUAAACAGCUUCCCCAUGCCAGAUGCAAUCGAAACAUACUACGACGCGAUGGGAGAUCUGUACGUGGUAACGGCAAAUGAGGGCGCUAAACCUAUGAUGGCUCAGUGUUCCCUCGAAGUCUGCCCUGGCGGACCAGGAGAGUUCGAAGAAGUCGAGAUUGGUGAAGAAUUCAUCGUGGAAGAGCUACUUCCCCAACCCGUGAUAGACAGUCCCCUGGGACAAGCAAUGGCUGAAGAGACACAGUUAGGCUCUACUCUCUUCAGUAUGGUCGACGGUAUCAAUCCUGCUGAGCCAGAAUUUUUCAGCGAAGUAUUCAUGUUCGGUGGGCGUGGUAUCUCAGCCUAUAAGGUUGACCCUAUAACUAUGAACAUGACCUUGGCUUGGGACAGCGGUGAUGUCAUCGAGAAGGAGAUCGCAAAGUUCUUUCCCAAGAUCUUCAACGGAGCCGCAUUCUCUCGUCCUCCCCAGCGAGUUAAACCGUUCAUGACUAAGGACUCGCGAUCGAGUGGAAGGGGGCCUGAGUGUGAGUCUCUAGCUGUUGGUGAUGUCCAGGGCAGAAAACUUAUCUUCGUUGGUAUUGAUGGAGUAAGUGCUCUCGCCAUCUUCUCCGUUGCCCCUGGCAACAGCACACCUGUUUACGAAUCCCUCUUCAAGGACGGACAUAUUGAUGCCAGCUAUAACGCCCUCUACAAAAACCGAAAAACCGGCGACCUUUCCCCAGAAUCUCUUUCAUUCAUCCCUCCAGAAAAGAGUCAAACUAACAAGCCUCUCCUCCUUGUGACCGGUCGAGUGAGUGGUACAGUCUCUAUGUAUGAGGUGAUCGAUGUUCCUUACUGGAUGUUACUCAAGACACUUGGAACCAACAUAGAAGGAAGUAGUGCCAUAUCUGUGACGUCAUCAGCGUUCAGCAUCUUCUUCGCAUUUCUGUCUGGGAUGGUCGCAAUCUUCAUGAAAAUGUAAUUUUAUUCAUAAUAUAAUUUCUAAUGCAGCUCUUUUGAAAACGUUCUUGUUUCAUUUGGUGGUAGACUUCAAUCUAAUGAAUAACGAGAUUACGCAAGAUUCCCCCUUUUCGAUUUGUUUGUAUAUGGAUGUAAUCUAACCUGAUCAAUUUGAUUUCUUGAUAUCAAAUUUAAUAUUGGUUAGCAAGGAAAGUUGAAAAAACGUUUAAAAAAUAUAUUUGAGUCAUCCAUUUUUAUUUAAUCUGCAACAACUUGUCUCGCGUUUUAGUUUUCGUGCAGGAUCAAAAAGAAAACUUUCAAAAAAUAAGAAACAUAGAGCUUAAAUAAAAAAAAACCUGAAUUGCAUCAUAUGAUUCUCUUUUAAGAUGAAAAUGUAAUUCUUAUAUAGCCGAUCCCUUUGGCAGUACAUAUUUUUCUUCAAGCAUAUACGCAGACACCCUUUAGAAUUCUUUUUUUCAAGCGAUCUUCUUUAGGAAAUUUAGUAUUUUCUUUAUUUCGGUGAAGAUUUUUGAUGUUACUAUGUAAGGUCAUUGUAAUAUAUUGAUAUAACACACAACUAUUGUAACCAAGUGUUUUUUAAAUCACAUUCUUAUUUAUGUCUUAUGUGGAAAGGUGCAAUAGUAUUUUUGUUCUCAUAUACAUCAUGAAAAUUGUAUGAAUAGUGGUUACGAUGUUAGGUGUUAAAUAUAAAUUUGCUAUUCCGGAUUUUCUUUACCUUCAUAUAUUCAGAAAAUACGAUUGGUAAACUGAAAUGUUGAACGAUAUGAAAAAGUGUCGGAUAUGUUGAUAUGUUUGUUUAUUAUGAUACAGUCGUAUCAACUAAAUGAUGUACCUUACAUUUAACAAGGCCAAUAUUACUAGUCGUAUUGUUUGAAAUUUAUUAUAAAGUGCAAUAUUUUGUAAAUUUUGGAUCAACAAAAAUAAUAAAUUGCAUAAUAACAACAUGAA